GCACACAGAGCAGAGUACUUUUUACAUAAAGUGCAAUUUAUUAAUAUUUUUUGUUGUUAUUUCAUUGUUAUUUUAUAGGUACUUAUUGCCUAAGCUUAUUUGUUUCGUUUAAUUCCUAAUUCUCAGUUGGAUUUGGUGGAACAAAUCUAUUGAUAAAUGUGAUCUUUAUUUGAUUGUGUAUUGACUGUUAACUCUAACAAUACAUACCAACAACCGAUGAGUGUCUCCCAGGCCCAAAACCAAGAAUGGGAUUUGAAAUCAAAAGGUUUCAAGGUGACGUCGAUGAAGAACUUAUUUGUCCUAUCUGUUCAGGAGUUUUAGAGGAUCCUUUGCAGGCACCAGCUUGCGAGCAUGCUUUUUGUCGUGCCUGCAUAACAGAAUGGAUUAGUCGUCAACCAACAUGUCCAGUAGACCGGCAGGCAGUGACAGCUAGCCAAUUAAGACCUGUUCCGAGAAUACUUCGUAACCUACUUUCCAGAUUAUGUACAAGUUGUGAUAAUGCACCUCAUGGAUGCAAUUCUGUAUUAAAACUAGAUUCAUUGGCUUCACAUUUAGUUGAAUGUGAAUUUAAUCCCAAACGGCCGGUACCGUGUGAGGCAGGCUGUGGCUUGGUAAUACCUAAAGAUGAGUUGAGCGAUCACAACUGUGUCCGUGAGCUGCGCGCCCUCAUCACCUCUCAGCAGGGCAAGCUCAAUGACUAUCAACAAGAGCUGGCUGAGCAACGUCUCAUCAUCAAUGAGCAUAAACGUGAAUUGGCAUUGCUUAAAGAAUUCAUGCGUGCGAUGCGGGUAUCUAAUCCGGCGAUGCGCGCUCUCGCCGAUCAAAUGGAGCGCGAGGAAGUGAUCCGCUGGGCCAACUCGCUUGCCCGCGCGCGCGUCACGCGCUGGGGCGGCAUGAUAUCCACUCCCGAUGACGUCCUGCAGGUGAUGAUGAUCAAGAGAAGUUUGUCAGAGUCGGGUUGCCCUCCCCACAUUAUUGACGACUUGAUGGAGAACUGCCACGAACGACGGUGGCCUCCCGGCCUGUCAUCUCUAGAAACAAGACAAAAUAAUAGAAGGCUGUACGAGAAAUAUGUUUGCAAAAGAGUGCCUGGGAAACAAGCUGUACUUGUGCUGCAGUGUGACAACACUCAUGUCGAUGACCACAUGAUGGUGGAGCCUGGCCUUGUCAUGAUAUUUGCUCAUGGUAUUGAAUAGCAGGAAUUACGAACUUAUAAGUGUGCUUAUUGAAUUUUUUUAUUAUUUUAGAAUGUAAUUACCGAUAUGAUAUGGUACAAUAUAAGUAGUGAUGGAUUUGUUUAUAAUUAAUUAAUAAAUUACGCUAUAUUGUGCGGAUAUGAUUGUAUUUCAUAGGUUGUAUUCAAGAUUCAUGGCCGUAGGUAAAAGGCUGGCCUAAAAUCACAGACUGAAACAAAAUUAUUGUUAAAAUUAAAGGUCACGACUAAAAAAACAAAGUGCGGUUACACCUAGUUUUAGCUGGCUACAAGUACGUGAGCUGGUAGCAUUUGGUUAAGCUUAGGAGUAUUUUAUUUAUUUAUGGCUAAAAUUGAAAAAAAAAUCUCAGAAAACUCUUCCUGAAAUCAAUUCCUGGCUACGGCCAUGGUUGUAUUAUUGUUUUAAAUCAAAUAUUUAAACAUUCCUGAAAUACGAAGUAAGUAGAUGUAAAAUGUUUUAAAAAAGUUCUCUACAAAUAAAAUUCAAUACUUUUUAAUGACAAUUUUAUUAUUAAAGAGUGUGAUCAAGAUUUUUUAUUAUUUUAGAUUAGUGACUGAGUGCUGUGUUAUGUUAGAAAAUGUUGCGUUUGUGCUGUAACAUUCUAUAAAUCUAUAUGUAUUAUGUAUUGCUUAUAAACAAGAAUACACUCACUCUGAGAAA
Maniola jurtina (meadow brown) is the source of this 1874-nucleotide messenger RNA. It is a transcript of the gene elgi, whose product is annotated as E3 ubiquitin-protein ligase NRDP1. The transcript is spliced from 7 exons. The coding region runs from base 246 to 1196 and encodes 316 amino acids. Gene Ontology annotation, biological process: regulation of canonical NF-kappaB signal transduction; positive regulation of JNK cascade; tumor necrosis factor-mediated signaling pathway. Gene Ontology annotation, molecular function: ubiquitin protein ligase activity; metal ion binding. The record is from RefSeq and is a predicted model, not a curated record. Gene Ontology annotation, cellular component: plasma membrane signaling receptor complex. Lineage: Eukaryota; Metazoa; Arthropoda; Insecta; Lepidoptera; Nymphalidae.